AUGAAAGGAGUGGCGCCAUUCCCUGCAGUUCCGGUAACACCGGAUCAAGCGCGUUGCUAUGAACGCCAAGUCCAACAAGUACUGGACGAGACGCUGUGUGCCUUUGACACGCACGUCGCAGCUCGCGAGAAGGGCACGAAUUUACUGCUGAACAAAUGGCAGUGGAAACCUCUCAAGACUCUGGACGGGCUCAAUAGUUACAAGGAGCGACAACCGACACACCCGGAGCUGACGGACGCUGCAAGUUGUUCGUCCCAGUCUUCCUUUGGGUCCAUGUCUGGAAUCCCAGCUGUCGAGCAGCUUUCAAAGCCGACGAAAGCAGUCGCAAUGGCUGCUUACACCCCUGAAAUGGCACCGUCGACCUCAUCUGCAGUCAUGACAGGCUCCUCAUCCAUCGCCUCGUUGGCAAUCGAGGGACAUCUGAAGGGCUCUUUGAGCGACGUCAUGUACGGACUCUUGGCAACCGACACGGCCGAGUUGCACCUCCGACAUUGCUAUAUGACGGAUCCGGGCGCACUGGACACGACCAUGAUCGACAGUAUUCAAAGACCCAAUGCGACUGACCCUUUCCACUUCCGCGGUCUCCAGUGGAUCGUCCGGGGUGAGGCUUCUCGGGUCAAGACCAAGGCUCGACGGCCGCGUGAUUUCGUGCUGUUAGUCGCUUCGGGGGUCGUGCACCACAAAGUUCCAGGACAAGCACAAAGGCAAGAGAUCGGAUACGCGCUGUGUCAGUCCAUUGAACGACAAGAGUGUGGAGAGCUCGAGACGCGAGGUCUCACACGCGGGUGGCUCUCGACGUGCUCGUUAUUCACUGCCGUCGAUGGGAGCUCUGCACUCGUCGAUGUCUAUGCUCGAGGAUACGUGGACUUCAGGGGCAAGAUGCAAGAUUACCAAGCAGCGUCGAUGAUGAAUACGUACAUGCUUGCUGGCCUCACAGACGCUGCUGCGUGCGGCCAGAGCAAGAAGCUGAGCUGGUUGCUGACCUACAAAGACGCCGCAACGGCCUUUCGACACCCACAGUCGGAGACCGGGACAACGUCAAGCCGCUGUGCGAUUUGUGAACGCAAGUUCGGUGUCUUGAGUAGCGCCAUGUCGUGCGAUCUGUGCCAGAUCAAAAUGUGCUCGCGGUGUCGUGUGAGUCGAGUCCUCCGUCUUGUGAAGCGACCCGAUGCAGCUUCAGGUACCAUUACAAGCACGAGCAAGGGUGGCGACCAUCAAGCGAGUGGACGACUGCAUAGUCUUCCGGUGAGGCUGUGCAAGAACUGCAAGAUGAACGCAAGUCACAUGGACGCCCGUGUAAUGGCUCGUCGAGAGGUUGAAGCUGGCUGCGAUUCCAACGAGACCGCGGACACUGCCUCGGAAGACGAUGGCAGCACUCCUGUGCAAUCCAGCAGCAGUUUGUUUUCGUGCUCUCAGUCCAGAUCGGAGGACAGCUUCUCAGGUGAUAGUUCAAUGCGGAGCUCAGCUACCGACACCGCCCAGCUCCGAGGACGCCCAUCGCAUGGUGCAGCUUGUUUGCGUGGAAGCUGCGGUGACAAGCAUCUCGAUGACGUGGUGAAGACCAAGGUGAUGCUCAGCAGGAUGGACAGCAGCAAAUCAAGCUGCUCGGACUUUGCGUACAACUCGUUCGCCUCGACCCAGCGGGUGUCGGAAGAUCAAGACCAAGAAGAGCUUAGCCGCGAGCUGACAACAACGUCCUCCUUCGAACUGCAGCAUCAGUCUCUGUACGGCGAUGAAGAUCCUGAGAUGACCUAUGCGCACUCACAUCAGUCAAGGACCUCCACAGGAAACGCCCAUGUCGAUUUAUUGCGGAGGAUGCAGGAGCUGCAGAUGAACGCCGAGUCCGUGUAUCGGUUCACGAGCAAGAUGAACGCGAGCACGCGUUACCGACACGAGCAGGUCGUGUCCAGACACUCUAGUUUGUCCAUAUCGGAGCUAGAUUAA
Peronospora matthiolae is the source of this 1944-nucleotide messenger RNA. NCBI's taxonomy places the organism in Eukaryota, Oomycota, Peronosporomycetes, Peronosporales, Peronosporaceae. The record is from the annotation of a GenBank genome assembly.